Candidula unifasciata is the source of this 2064-nucleotide messenger RNA. Lineage: Eukaryota; Metazoa; Mollusca; Gastropoda; Stylommatophora; Geomitridae. The record is from the annotation of a GenBank genome assembly.
AUGAAGAGGCCGCGUAAUGUCGACUGCAGUAAAAUUCGGCGUCCAUUGAAGAAAAGCAAAAUAACGGAUGGUAUCUACGGAAGCACAUUUCUGUAUCUGAGAUUUCUGUUGGUUUGGGUGCUUGUGCUGAUGGCUGACUUCAUACUGGAGUUUAGAUUUGAGUAUCUUUGGCCGUUUUGGCUAAUGAUUAGGAGUGUCUAUGAUUCAUUUAAGUACCAAGGACUGGCAUUUUCUGUCUUCUUUCUCUGCAUUGCCAUUACAUCAGACGUGAUAUGCUACCUUUUUAUACCAGUACAGUGGCUCUUCUUUGCUGCGAGCACAUAUGUUUGGGUGCAGUAUGUUUGGCACACAGAGAGAGGCAUCUGUCUUCCAACCGUUUCACUAUGGCUGUUAUUUGUAUAUAUAGAAGCGUCAAUACGGUUGAGAGAGUUGAAAAGUCUGCCAUUCAAUUUAGACCUGUGUAGACCUUUUGCAUGUCACUGCAUUGGGUAUCCAAUGGUUACAUUGGGAUUUGGUUUCAAAAGCUAUGUGUCCUACAGAAUGAGAUUACGGCGACAAAAAGUUAUACAUAAAGAAAAUGAUUUUUACCUGCAAAUUUUACAACAAGCUUUACCUGUUGAAAUACAAUAUUCUGACAGUAAGCCCAAAGCAUUACCACUGAAGUCUGAAGAGGAAAUGAUCACAAAUGGGGUGACAACUGCAGCAAACAAAAAAGUUUCACCUUCUUCGAAAGCAGAAGACGAAAAAGACACUCCUUUGAAUUCUGGGAAAAUAAAAUCAUCUAAAAGUGUGGACGUUAAUGAGGAUGAUGAGAUAGAUUAUAUAGAGAAACAUUUGCCACGCAAGUCCUCCAAUGUGAACCAGUUUGACGAAAGUUUAGACAGUGUUGCCAAUGAACAGCAAACUAGCAAAGGGUUUAAGUUGGGCAACAACGUGGUGGCUGCAAUAGCUCAGGCUGCUGCAUCAACUGUGAACGUCCCGCCUGUCAAGUCCAACAACAAACAGCUGAACAGCACUAAGGAGAACUACAGUUCUAACUCAGCAUUAACAAAUUUGUCAUCAUCUUCCUCGUCAUUGUCGUCAUCGUCAUCGAAAAAAGGGAAAAAUAUAUAUAAAGAAUUGCAGCCUUCACCAUCACCAGUGACCUACACAAAUAACAAAGAUGAGGUGAUACAAAGAUUAGAGUCAGAUGUGAAGAAAUUAAAAGCAGACCUGCAGGCAUGUCGUAAUUGUGAACAUGAACUGAGGUCUCAGAUCAACAGUUCGGCUUCAGAAGAGAAGGCAAUGCAUUCAGAAAUGUACCAGCUUCAACAGGAUAAUGAAAACUUACAAAACAAGUUACACAACUUAGUCACGUCUCGGCAGCAGGAUAAACAGACAAUUGCCAGCAUGGAGAAAAAACUGACAGAUGAACGCAAGCUGAGGGCUGGUCUGGAAAUGCAGCUUGCGAGUGAGAAAAAUAAGAGCAUAGAAGCAGCAGCUCGAGCAGUGGCCAUGGCAACAGCUGCCAGAGGAGAGUGUACGGACACCUGCAAGGCCAGACGAAGGGAGUUGGACAACGAGGUGAAACAGAUCCGUCAUGAGAACAAAAUGUGGGAGGACCAGUACAGGCAGUUAGAGCGGGAAUUGCAGUCUCUGCGACAGUACAGGGAUUCCCAGAAAGAAACUGAAGUGUUGAUGAAAGCCCUGUCCACCAUGCAAGACAAGAAUUUGGAGCUAGAAAACAACUUGUGCGCAGAGACUCGUUUUAAACAAGACCUUUUUUCAGCUCUUGGCAAGGAAAGAAAUGAGAUUAAGAUUUUACAGAAUAUCGUUGCUGAAAAAGACAACGCGAUCCUGGAGUUGAAGUCCAAAAUAGCCGAAGUCAUGGCACUGAUCCCUAGUCCCGCGGUGACCACUUAUUCUCAUCAUUCACAUGAGCGCAACUCGUCACCACUCUUCUCCUCCUCCAACUUCAGCCCGUCUCAGGACAGAACCACCAGCCUGUUUAAUGGCUGUGACCUAGCUUCAUCGUCAGAGUUGAACCCAAAUGCAUCAGACUACACGCCAAAGUCUGCAAUGUAA